Molecule: messenger RNA, 846 nt
Organism: Octodon degus (degu)
Lineage: Eukaryota; Metazoa; Chordata; Mammalia; Rodentia; Octodontidae
Gene: Cnih4
Product: cornichon family AMPA receptor auxiliary protein 4
Exons: 4
Coding region: 423-689 (88 amino acids)
Biological process (GO): endoplasmic reticulum to Golgi vesicle-mediated transport
Cellular component (GO): endoplasmic reticulum membrane; COPII-coated ER to Golgi transport vesicle
Source: RefSeq, a predicted model, not a curated record
GCGCGGGGCGGAGGAGGCCGGCGCGGGUGGGAGCCACGCCGGUGCUCGCGGCCUUGCCGUCCUGCAGCCGCCUGCGGUCCGGGGAAGUGGUUUCGUUUUUAGCGUACGUGCUGCCGAAGCGAGCACAGGAAGUCACUUGUUGACCUCGAUGUUCGGGCCUGAGCAUCUUGUGCAGGUGUCCGUUGCGCGGUCUUCCGACCGGACUUUCAGACUCGAGUGAGCCUCUGCAAAGGCGGUGAGGGAGCGCAGGCCGCGACCCAGUCCUGCGCUGCAGGGCGCGGCUGGCCUUUGCGGUGCGGUGCUGCAACGCAGUAUUGCAAUGCAGCGCUGUUUUAAGUAAUUAGCUAUAGGAAUUGCUGCAUUCGUCCCCUGUCCUUGGACGUCGCACCUACCCCUUUCUGAUCCAGUGGGUGAUUCCAGAAAUGAUUGGCCAUUCCGUUGUCAGCGUCCUGAUGCUUGUCUCCUUGCACUGGUUCAUCUUCCUGCUCAACUUGCCUGUUGCCACUUGGAAUAUAUAUCGGUUCAUUAUGGUGCCAAGUGGCAACAUGGGAGUGUUUGACCCAACCGAAAUACACAAUCGAGGGCAGCUGAAGUCACACAUGAAAGAAGCCAUGAUCAAACUUGGUUUCCACUUGCUCUGUUUCUUCAUGUAUCUUUAUAGUAUGAUAUUAGCUUUGAUAAAUGACUGAAGCUGGAGAAGCUGUGGUUGAAGUCAGCCUACACUACAGUGCACUGAGGAGGAGCCAGAGACUGCUUGAACCACCCUUAGAACCGUGACCAUAGCAGUAUAUAUUUUCAUCUUUGAACAAAAACUAUUUUUGCUGUAUUUUUACCAUAUAAAGUAUU